Messenger RNA from Talaromyces atroroseus, 4386 nucleotides. RefSeq names its product DNA polymerase alpha catalytic subunit. The record is from RefSeq and is a predicted model, not a curated record. Gene Ontology annotation, biological process: leading strand elongation; DNA replication; lagging strand elongation. Gene Ontology annotation, cellular component: alpha DNA polymerase:primase complex. Gene Ontology annotation, molecular function: chromatin binding; purine nucleotide binding; DNA-directed DNA polymerase activity. Bases 1 to 4386 code for a protein of 1461 amino acids. NCBI's taxonomy places the organism in Eukaryota, Fungi, Ascomycota, Eurotiomycetes, Eurotiales, Trichocomaceae. The transcript has 5 exons.
AUGUCCGCCGCUCGUGCAAAACGCCUUGCAGAGCUCAAAGCCCUACGUGCCUCGGGCAAGAAACGCCUGUCCACCUACGAAGUCGAGGACGAAGGCUCUAUAUACGACGAGGUUGACGAAGAAGGAUACAAGAAAGUUGUCCGAAAGCGACUCGACGAGGAUGACUUUGUGGUUGACGACAACGGCGAGGGAUAUGCCGACGAUGGCCGUGAAGUCUGGAACGAAGACCAAGUAGAAUACAGUGAAAGUGACGACGACGAUCUACCUGUUAGAGGCAAAGCAGCCAAGAGGAAGCGUGAAGAGGAGAAGGAGCGGAAGGAGAAACAAAACAAUGGCAUCUCGAAAUACUUCAAUAGCGCUGCUUUGGCUGCGCCGAAGCCAAAGCCUGUGGCGACUGCUGAAGACGAAGCUUUUAUGGCGGAUCUUCUGGGAGAUGUUGAUACUAAUAUACUCCCCUCCCGAGUCCCGACCAAGAACAUCCUCAAGUCGGAUACGCGUCGUAAAGUGCGAAUCCUGUCACCACCGUUAUCUGAGAAGUCACAAACUUCAAAACCGCGCUUGCGGGGCAAAGGCGAAGAUACUCCCAUUCCUCCGAAGCAGGACCUCGACAUGGAUUUUGACGAUGAUGGCGGCACUCUCCCGUUAGGCGGAGAUGAUGACAACGUCCCGAUGAGCGACGCUGCGUUACCUUCAUCCCCUAUCACCAAAGCUGUUGAGAGAAGGUCAUUCAAAACCGAAGCGGCAGACAUCAAAGAAGAGGAGGAUGAGGACGAAGACAUGAUGGAUGUGGCCCAAGCCACCGGUCACCUCGACAAUAAAUCAUCCAGCGUCAAUAUGGCGGGUAGUAAGCCACCGCGGAAGAUCAAAAAGCUGCCGUAUCCUUCUCCAACUAGUUCGUCUCCUCCGCGGGCACCUGCGGAUGUGGAGGCGACAUGGGAUAAUGUGACAAGCAAGCUCAACGUUCUGAGCAGCCCGGCCACAGAAAAAGUAUCAUUUGGAAAAGUGCGGGCACAAGAUGUCGUCGAGGAAGACGGCGGGUUUCAGUUCUUCUGGCUCGAUUACACUGAAGUCAAUGGCAGCCUCUGUCUAUUCGGCAAAGUCAAGAACAAGAAGACCGACUCAUAUGUCAGUGCCUUUGUCAAAGUCGACAACAUUCUACGCAAACUCUUCUUUCUGCCCCGUGAAUAUCGCACCAAAAAUGGUCAUUCCACCGAUGAGGAAGUCGACAUGGAAGACGUCUAUCAGGAAGUAGACGGGAUGAUGACCAGGCUCAAAGUUGGUAUGCACAAGAUCAAACCAUGUACCCGCAAAUAUGCAUUUGAGCUGCCCAACAUUCCGAAAGAAGGUGAUUACUUGAAGCUUCUUUAUCCGUAUGACAAACCAGUCUUGCCAAUGGACACCACAGGCGAGACAUUCUCGCACGUCUUCGGUACGAAUACAGCACUCUUCGAACAAUUUGUUAUGUGGAAACGCAUAAUGGGCCCUUGCUGGCUGAAUAUUGGAGAAGCGGACUUCACAGCCGCAAACAAUGCUUCCUGGUGCAAAUUCGAAUGCCAGGUUUCCAAGCCUAAUUCGAUUACUACGAUUCCCGAUUCAGAUUUGGAGACUCCUCCUUUGACCCUGAUGAGUCUAUCUUUCAGGACUCAGCUUAACGUCAAAGAGAAUAAACAGGAAAUUCUCGUUGCCAGUGCUCGUAUUUAUGAGAAUGUCUCCCUUCCCGAAACCACGCCCCCAGAGAAGAUGCCUUGCAAGACAUUCACGGUGAUGCGGCCAUCGGGAACCUCUUACCCCAUCGGCAUCGAGGCAGAGGUUAAAAAGCAACGCGGCGUUUAUUUGUUGGAGAAGAACGAACAGUUUCUUCUCAGCAAAUUCUUGGCUCUGUUUGAGCGAAUGGAUCCCGAUAUUAUCAUGGGACAUCAACUCCAAGAAGUGGAUCUGGGCAUUCUGCUAAAUCGGAUGAAAGAGAAGAAGACUCCGGGCUGGUCCCGAGUUGGCCGCUUGAAGCGUUCUGAGUGGCCCAAGAAUUUCAACAGGGGAGGUGGUUUUUUCGCCGAUAGGCAUCUUAUUGCCGGUCGAAUGAUGUGUGAUCUGGCAAACGAUAUGGGCAAGUCUCUGAUGCUUAAAUGUCAAUCAUGGAGCUUGACUGAGAUGUGUCAGCUCUACUUGAGUGAUGACCACAUACGCAGCGAGCUCGACAACGAAGCCGCAUUGAAGACGUGGGCAACGACGAAAGAAGGCCUCAUGAAAUAUGUCACUCAUUGCGAGGCUGAUACUUAUUUCAUAUCUGCCUUGGUAUUGCGUUUACAGAUGCUUUCUUUAACAAAAGUCCUUACUAAUUUGGCUGGUAACUCAUGGGCGAGAACCCUCACUGGAACUCGUGCCGAGCGAAACGAGUACAUUCUGCUUCAUGAAUUCCACCGCAACAAGUAUAUCUGCCCGGACAAGUAUUCGAUGAAGCAACAGAAGGCUAUGGAAGAAAGGAUGGAAGACGAUGACGACUCGACUGAUAAGAAGAAAAAAGAGAAGUACAAGGGUGGUCUCGUUUUUGAGCCAGAGAAGGGUCUUUACGAACGAUUUGUUCUAGUGAUGGAUUUUAACAGUUUGUAUCCCAGUAUUAUACAGGAGUUCAACAUUUGUUUCACGACGGUGGACCGUAGUGCAACUGCUGAGAACGAGAACGAAGAGAAAGUUCCAGAGGUACCUUCGUCUGACCAGGAGCAGGGAAUCCUGCCCCGUCUUAUCGCAACUCUGGUUGGCCGCCGACGAGAAGUUAAGAAACUGAUGAAAGACAAGAGAGCGACACCCGAACAGCUAGCAUUAUGGGAUACCAAGCAAUUGGCCUUGAAGCUAACGGCGAACUCUAUGUAUGGUUGUUUGGGUUAUACGCAAUCUCGCUUCUAUGCGCGCCCUCUGGCUAUGCUUACAACAUUUAAGGGCCGUGAAAUUCUUCGCAGCACUAAAGACCUUGCAGAGUCGAAGCAGCUACGCGUCAUCUACGGUGAUACCGACUCUGUCAUGAUCAACACGAAUAUGGAUACAAUAAGUGAUGCCUUGAAGGUUGGAGAGGAAUUCAAGAUGUCCGUCAACGAACGCUACAAGCUGCUUGAAAUCGACAUUGAUAAUGUUUUCCGUCGUCUGCUGCUUCAUGCAAAGAAGAAGUAUGCUGCAAUUAACAUGACUGAAGUCGAUGGUAAAUACGUCGACAAGCUUGAAGUCAAGGGUCUUGACAUGAAGCGACGUGAAUACUGUGCACUGUCCAAGGAGGUCUCUAAGCGGCUGCUUGACGAGAUUCUUUCGGGCGACGACUCAGAGGUCGUGCUCGGUAAGGUUCACGACUACUUGCGAGAUGUCACUGCUCAGAUGAAAGACUACAAAAUCCCCGUGCAGAAAUACGUCAUAUACACGAAACUUUCCAAACGACCUGAAGAAUAUCCAAAUAAGGACAGUAUGCCUCCCGUGCAGGUCGCCUUGAGAGAGAUUGCCCGAGGGAAAACAAUUCGUCCUAACGAAGUCAUUGCGUAUAUUGUGACGAAUGGUGACUCUGAGACGGCCAACCUACCACCGCCCAAGAGAUCCUACCCGCUCCAGGACGUCUUGAAGUCGGGCUCAGAACUCAAACCUGAUAUUGAAUACUAUCUACUGAAACAAAUUUUCCCGCCCAUCGAGCGUCUCUGCGCGCCAAUUCCAGGCACAGAUCCCGUUCGCAUUGCAGAGUGCCUCGGUCUAGACGUCCGCAAGUACCAGAUCAAUACUUCCCGUUCUAGUGCGAAUCAAACCACGGAAAUCUACCCCUUAGAGUCUCAAAUACCAGAUUCAGUACGGUUUGAAAAUGCAGCCCGUUUAAGCCUUCGAUGUCGACGCUGCGGCGAGUCGUCGAUCUUUGAGGGCUUGAAUUCAUCGUCCAAAAUGUGCACACCACACGGUUUAAUAUGUCUGAACGAAGCCUGCGGGAAUACCUUCUCAACCAUCUCCAUAGUCGCGCAGGUGGAGAGUCAGAUCCGCGCCCAGACAGCGAAGUAUUACGAAGGCUGGCUGGUUUGCGACGACUCUUCGUGUGGCAACCGCACCAGGCAGAUGAGCGUGUAUGGACAUCGCUGUCUAGGACCUCGGGGACGAGCAGAGGGCUGUCUAGGCCGUAUGAACUAUGAGUACAGCGAGAAGCAGAUGUACAAUCAACUACUGUACUUUGCAGGUCUUUGGGAUGUUGAGAAGGCCAAGUCGGUUGCCGCGAAAGAGCCUGGCGACUCCAAGGACAGCAUCCAUGCUUUGGCCGAGUAUAACAGAACCAGGUUUGGCACGGUCAAGGGCAUUGUGGAUGGAUAUCUGAAGAAAUGUGGGCGGCAAUGGGUGGAAAUGGAUUCCUUGUUCAAAUUUAUGGUGACUUAG